Messenger RNA from Phymastichus coffea, 1264 nucleotides. Its product is annotated as INO80 complex subunit B. NCBI's taxonomy places the organism in Eukaryota, Metazoa, Arthropoda, Insecta, Hymenoptera, Eulophidae. The transcript has 7 exons. Gene Ontology annotation, biological process: chromatin remodeling. Gene Ontology annotation, cellular component: Ino80 complex. The record is from RefSeq and is a predicted model, not a curated record. Bases 134 to 1063 code for a protein of 309 amino acids.
UGAUCAAUUUUUAACUUUUUAGUCAAUAGUCAAAUAUUAGGCCAUCCAUUUUUUUAUUAGUAGAUUUGUUAGAUGUUUUUCAAGCGUCAAUUUUUUUUAUAUAUGUUAAUGAAUAUAUGAUGAAAUCAAAAAAAUGAAACAAGACAGUUCUGACGAUGAUUUAUUAACAGACCCUUCUGCUAUUGCAGUUUCUCAAAAAAAGCAUAAAAAACAUAAACAUAAGAAGCACAAGAAAAAGAAAAUUGUGCAAGAUGGUGAAAAUUACAUUGGUGUUUCUAUGGACUCUGACUUAAAAAAAACAUUUAAAGUGCGAAUUAGGAAGGAAGAAGAUAAGAGCUCUGAUAAAGUGAAAGAAAAGAUUUUCAAACUAACGAAUCUCAACAUGGCCAGUACAAGCACAGGACUUUCACCAAAAACUGUGAAGAAAAAAGUUGUUAAAACUAAUCGUGGGAAAGAUAGUGGCACCAGUAGUGAAGAAGAAAGGUGGUUGGAUGCUAUUGAAUCCGGUAAAUUGGAAGAGGUAGACGAUGAACUGAAAAAAAUUAAACCCAAAGAUCCCAAAUUAAUGACUGCUAGGCAGAGAGCAAUGUUUGAACGUAAAACAGAUACAGAACCUAAUUCAGGCAUAGAACAAUUAAUGUCUUUGCCAACUGGCUACAAAGAAAAAGUUAUGACUGCAGAAGCUAUUCAGAAAGCAGCUUUAAAAUCUUUAAAGCGUAAACAACUGGCAGAUGAAAAGAGAGAAAAAGAUAAAAAAAAAACUAUGGAGAGGUUACUAAAAAAGCAAGAAUCUAAGACAUCCAAAGUUGUUACAAAGGGUAAAGUGUCAAAGAGACAAGUUCCAAUUACUACAUACAAAAAUAACUCAGAAGGCAGCUCAUUAUCACUACCACUUGGUGAACUGUUUCCAUUAAUUGAUAAAAAAGGAAAGGAACCACCAAAAGUAACUAUAUGUGGAGUACCACUCUGUUCUAAUACAAAAAAAUAUUCGUGUUCAAAGACAGGCAUUCCAUUGUGCAGUUUAGAAUGCUACAAAAUGAAUAUUGCUGGAAUUGUAUCUUAACUGACAGUCAAGUUGUAAAAUUAGUUUAAUACUUUUUUACUUUUCAUUUGCUUUAAGUAAUUGAGACAAAAGAUUAAAAAGCUUGAUUAGUUUAUUGAUUUUUUUCGAAAGCUUUAUAAUAACUCGAUCCAAAACAGUCUCGUGAGCUAUUAAUAUCACUUGAAAAUAGCUUAUAUUAUUAACUAAGAGUCGAAAAACUCG